AUGACAAGACCUGCUAGGACCUCUUUCCAACAGGAAUACAACGACGAUAUGACUACCAAUUGUCAACUUCAUUCUACGUGCGAUGAGAGUUGCUCACAAAGUUCCGACACGGGUGUGGUUGUGCAAUCCAGUAUUUCACAACGUCCAUCCUGCUUGAAACCUUCUUCAUCGUCGUCAAGGUCUGCCCAAGCACACCCGUCUAUUCCCCGACCGCUUCUUGCACAGUACUUCAACAACAAAGGCGUCAAAGCGCUAAAUUAUGGAGACUAUCGCAAAGCCACAAAUCUAUUUGUUCAGGCGAUAAAGACAUUCAAUGAUGAUGGCAUGGAUAACCACUGCUCUUGUCAACAUUGUACAGUUUCCUCAUCUGUUCGCUACAGUCUGGAACAGGAUUCCAAACCAAAGAUCUACGACACGAGUAAAGACCACUACGUGCAUAGACGAGGAAUUGAAGUUCAUCCAGGGGCAAUGGGCCACAAGAUGGGUGACGCUCUGCUACAAAUUACAACUUUGAAUUUGGCCAUUGCCAAGCACUUGAUUUGUUUGGAAUGCCCAUUGUCGGACCAUAGAGCGCAAGCCAAACGAUACCAAAAGGCUGCAUCCUUGUACGAAAUGGCCUUCAAAUGGCAUGUGGGAGACGGCAACACCGAUCAGAAUACAGUCAAUAUUUCUGUGUUUCUGAUCAUUGUCAAUAACCUUUCUCAAAUUCAUCGAAAAGCUAAUAAUCAAGCCAAGCUAUUCAUGUGCAGACGUCAUUUGCAAAGUGCUCUAAUGACUCUAUUGACAACUCAAGAGACCGAGAUGUAUCAGGUAUUGCACUUGGACGGCUUCGUCUGUACAGCAUUUGUGAAAACGUCUUGUGCAUCAGCAGCAUGA
This is a messenger RNA of Cylindrotheca closterium, 876 nucleotides long. The record is from the annotation of a GenBank genome assembly. Lineage: Eukaryota; Bacillariophyta; Bacillariophyceae; Bacillariales; Bacillariaceae.